CCUCCAUAUCAUGUGAUUCAGGUGUUCCAAUCCCCUCCAUAUCAUGUGAUUCAGGUGUUCCAAUCCCCUCCAUAUCAUGUGAUUCAGGUGUUCCAAUCCCCUCCAUAUCAUGUGAUUCAGGUGCUCCAAUCCCCUCCAUAUCAUGUGAUUCAGGUGUUCCAAUCCCCUCCAUAUCAUGUGAUUCAGGUGCUCCAAUCCCCUCAACAUCAUGUGAUUCAGGUGUCCCAAUCCCCUCCCAGUCAUGUGAUUCAGGUGUUCCAAUCCCCUCCAUAUCAUGUGAUUCAGGUGUUCCAAUCCCCUCCAUAUCAUGUGAUUCGGGUGUCCCGAUCCCCUCCAUAUCAUGUGAUCCCGGUGUUCCAAUCCCCUCCAUGGACUCAGGUG
Molecule: messenger RNA, 381 nt
Organism: Staurois parvus
Lineage: Eukaryota; Metazoa; Chordata; Amphibia; Anura; Ranidae
Source: the annotation of a GenBank genome assembly